Messenger RNA from Cuscuta epithymum, 2362 nucleotides. NCBI's taxonomy places the organism in Eukaryota, Viridiplantae, Streptophyta, Magnoliopsida, Solanales, Convolvulaceae. The record is from the annotation of a GenBank genome assembly.
GAGCAUUUUCUUCCACGUGGCAUGUAUCCGUUGCCUCGCACUCUGCUUCGGCUUCUUGAUCAUCUCCCCCUUCUGAAAACUUACUACUUCUCUCCCUACACUUUGAACAUAACUACAAAAGUGAUCCUCAGCAGAUUUUCCAGCCUGAAGGUGUGGUGUACUAAUACUUUAUGUAGCUGUGUGAUCUUUCACUUGACAAACACGUCAUUGGAAAAUAGAGAAGGCCUUCAGGCAGGAUACAGAGUAGAUUUCAUGUAGAUCCCACUAUCAAGAGUGGAUGCUUUAGAUGGGAGGUGUUUGUUCUAGGAAGCGGGACCAGUUGGUUGAGGAUCACAACAUACAUAGAGGAGUGCCAGGACAUUAUUGCAAGAGUAGUAGUUCAAAGUGGCUCGGGAGUUCAUCUUCUCGAUCAUCUUUCAAUGCCAAAGAUGGAAAUAGAAAAUGCCAAUCACUCAUGGAGUUGUGCAUCUCUACAAUUUGUGAAGACAUAGACAAAUAUAACAGCUUCUCAAUGCUGCCGAGGGAUAUAAGUCAACAAAUCUUUGAUGAGUUGGUUUAUUCACAAAGCCUCAAUGAAGUCGGACUUGAAGCUUUUCGGGAUUGUGCUCUUCAGGAUGUUAAUUUGGGAGAAUACCCGGGCCUUAAUGAUAGUUGGAUGGACGUCAUAUAUUCACAGGGUUCAUCUCUUCUAUCUGUGGAUCUUUCUGCUUCUGAUGUGACAGAUUAUGGAAUGGCACAGCUAAAAGAUUGCAAAAAUCUUCAAGAACUGAAUUUUAACUACUGUGACCAAAUUUCAGACCGUGGGCUGGAGCAUGUUUGCUGCCUUACAAGCCUGACAAGCCUAAGUUUGAGAAGAAACAACAUGGUUACAGCUCAGGGAAUGAGUGCUCUGUCUGGAUUAAUCAAUUUGGUGAAAUUGGACUUGGAGAGAUCUCCUAAGAUCCAUGGGGGGCUCGUCUACCUUAGAGGCCUUACCAAACUUGAAUCUCUCAACAUCAAUUGUUGCAAUUGCAUCACAGACUCUGAUAUAAAGUCUCUUACUGUUCUAAAAAACUUGAAGGUUUUGCAAGUUGCGUCCAACAAGGUCACAGAUUAUGGUGUCACAUUUCUGCGAGCUUUGAACAAACUAACACUUCUGAACAUGGAAGGUUGCCCUAUAACAGCUGCAUGCUUGGAAUCUCUUUCAGCGCUUGGUUCUCUCUUGUAUCUCAAUCUUAGUAGAUGCCAUUUGACUGAUGAUGGCUGUGACAAGUUUUCUGGCAUACCGAGUUUGAAAGUGUUGAAUUUGGGAUUCAAUGGGAUUUCAGAUGCUAUUUUCAUACACCUCAAAGGUGGAAACUUGAGUGUAGAUGAAAAAACUUCAGAAAAUUCAGCUAUUACCUGCUGCCAUAUUUCUUCCUUCUCCUUCGGUUUACCAAAUUUGUUGACCUUGAACUUGGAUUCAUGUGCAAUUGGAGAUGAAGGGCUGGCCUACUUAGCUGGACUUCAAAGUUUGAAGUGUUUAGAGUUGUCUGAUACUGACGUUGGAAACAACGGACUUCAACAUCUCUCAGGCUUAAGACGUUUGGAGAGCUUGAACCUAUCCUUCACUGCGAUAACAGAUGGUGGAUUGAGAAAAUUAAGGGGUCUAUCGUCACUUAGAUCCCUGAACUUGGAUGCCCGCCAGAUCACUGACAUUGGCCUUUCUGCUCUUACAAGUCUAACUGGUUUAACCCAUUUGGAUCUGUUUGGAGCUCGUAUUACUGAUGCAGGGACGCACUAUUUAAAGCAUUUGAAAAGCUUGAGGGGGCUGGAAGUUUGUGGCGGGGGGUUAACGGAUACAGGGGUGAAAAACAUAAAAGAUCUGACGGCCCUCACUCUGCUCAAUCUUUCACAGAACAGUCACCUCACUGACAAAAGCCUGGAAGCAAUUUCGGGGCUGACGUGUCUCGUGUCUCUGAACGUAUCAAAUUCGCGGGUAACAAGUGCCGGGUUGGAUCACCUGAAGACACUCAAGAAACUGAAAUCACUGACAUUGGAGUCGUGCUUCAAAGUCACUGCAAAAGACAUGAAGAAACUCCAGUCUGCCCACCUUCCCAACCUCCUUGUUUAUAGGCCGGCUGCCCCCACUGUAUGACCCCUCUUCCCUCGCGAUACAAGAACAGGAAGAAGAAGAAUUUAGAUUGAGAAGCCACUUAUCCAUCGAGCUUCCUCCUCCUCUGUGUAUACAUCUAAUAAAAAGCGCAAGCAUUUGCUGAAUUGUAAAUAUGACGCAUGGCCAGGCUUAUGUUUUUAUGGCCAGGGGUGGAACUUUACUUAUUGUAAAAAAUUGUAAAUCAUACUCUUCAAAGUAUUUAGUGGAAUAAAAUAUGUGAAAUGUCUA